Papilio polytes (common Mormon) is the source of this 2461-nucleotide messenger RNA. Its product is annotated as BTB/POZ domain-containing adapter for CUL3-mediated RhoA degradation protein 3. Gene Ontology annotation, molecular function: protein binding. The record is from RefSeq and is a predicted model, not a curated record. Bases 188 to 1066 code for a protein of 292 amino acids. Gene Ontology annotation, biological process: protein homooligomerization. NCBI's taxonomy places the organism in Eukaryota, Metazoa, Arthropoda, Insecta, Lepidoptera, Papilionidae. The transcript is spliced from 3 exons.
CGAAUUCAAUACUGUCAGUUAUUGUAGUAUUUUUGUAAUAUUCGUGUCAAUAUUUCAUAAACAAUAUGUUGUACACGAUUAUAUCAAUGGAAAUUAAGAAAUAGUUACAACAAUUCAGAAGUCAGUUCUUAGAACCAAAGUCGCCGCCAUCUCUAUUUGUGUUUAUCUCUUCUGAUUAAUUUCUAAAAUGUCGGGCGAUCACAAAACCUUUUUGAAGGGGAGCCCUUCACAGUAUGUAAAGUUAAAUGUGGGAGGAACUUUGUUUUAUACAACGAUAGGAACGCUGACUAAGAGUGAUAAUAUGUUGCGAACAAUGUUCAGCGGCAGGAUGGAAGUACUUACUGAUUCCGACGGUUGGAUUUUAAUCGACCGGUGCGGCAAGCACUUCGGUACUAUAUUGAACUAUUUGCGCGAUGGAUCAGUGGCAUUGCCGGAGAGUUUCCGUGAAACUAUGGAACUGCUCGCCGAGGCUAAGUAUUUUUUGAUCGAGGAGCUAACAGAAGCUUGUCUGCAAGCAUUAAAUAAGAAGGAACGAGAUGCUGAACCCAUUUGCCGAGUACCUUUGAUUACUUCACAAAGGGAAGAGCAAUUGCUUAUAAUGUCCACAUCAAAGCCUGUGGUGAAGUUGCUGAUUAAUCGCCAUAACAACAAGUAUUCUUACACCAGCACUUCAGAUGACAAUUUGCUUAAGAACAUUGAACUGUUUGACAAGCUCUCUCUGCGCUUUAGUGGUAGGGUGCUUUUUAUCAAAGAUGUCAUCGGUUCUACUGAAAUCUGUUGCUGGUCUUUCUUUGGUCAUGGAAAGAAAUGUGCUGAAGUUUGCUGCACAUCUAUUGUUUAUGCUACUGAUAAAAAGCACACAAAGGUUGAAUUUCCCGAGGCCCGGAUUUAUGAAGAGACAUUGGGCAUUUUGCUUUAUGAGAGCAGAAAUGGACCUGAUCAAGAUUUGAUCCAAGCGACUUCAUCUCGUGGAGCUGUUGGCGGGCUUUCUUGCACUAGUGACGAGGAGGAGGAGCGCUCAGGAUUGGCCCGACUCAGGUCCAACAAGCAGAAUAAUCAAUCUUAGCGGUUACAGUCAGGCUUGGCCCGCCUACGUAAUUCAAAGAGGACAAACGUCUGAUACACAGCUGGCAACGAUUUAUCGUUUUGCUGGCCACCUUGCUACAUUCUGUAAUCUUUUACAGUGCUAUAGACCCUUACGCUGAAUUUAAAACGUGUUUCAAGUGUAGGUGGCAUUUGUGACUAAACUCUGAUGAACUAUUUACCUAUAUUUACCUAAUGUGUCUACAUAUCUAUGAUGUAUUUAAAAAGUUUGAUGUAUCUUAAAUAUAAUAUAGAUGUAGUUUAAAUAUAACUAGUAACAUGUACUUCAUAUUCAAAUUUGUAAUGUUAUAAUUGUUCUUCGUUCACAUUUAAUGUUCCACAUGACAUUAAAAUGUGUAAUUAUGUGCUUUUAAAUUAUCUAUGUGCAUAUAUAAAUAAGUGAUCGUAAGUGGAAAACAUGCAAAGAUCAAAAUGAAAUGUUAACAUCAAAAGAAGGUGAUAUUGGUUAAAAUGUAUUAGUUUAUUUAUGAAAUAUUGAAAUUUGUCACAUAUAUUUAUAGCAAAAAUUAGUGUACAUAACUUGUCGGAAUUCAAAAUGUUAUUCGUAGUCAAAUAGAUUGUAUAAAAUAAACAUUAAAGUACAUAGUAUACAUAGUAUGAAAUAUUGUAGAAAAAUUGCAUGUAAUAAAUUUAUAUUGACUAUAGCUCAAAUAAAUUGCCAAAUUGAUGUAUCAACUAUAUUAAGACUUAGGUGCAAUGUUUGUCUUGAAAAUGUUCAUGAUUGCCCUUAAUUUAAUGAAAUUUGCAUUACAUUUCUUUCUUUGUAUAAAUUUAUUUUUCGAAUCAUUUUAAGAUAAAUUACAAAAUUGGUUAAAACGUAUUUCGUGUUUUAUAGUAUUUUUAUCUUCAAAUUGUUAUAAAAAGUAUUUAGUAUUGUAGUAAAACAUGUGUACAUUCUAUCAAGAAAAUCUUUGAGGCUAUUGAAUAAUAUAUUCUAGAAUUAGAUUAGUGGGAAACCUUAGAUUGUGAAUAGACAAAAAUAGUUACUUUCUAGCCAAUAUAAAUGUGACAUUUCUAACUAUGUCUAAAAUUCACCAGUUCCAUUGAAAUAUGAUUUAUAUACCCUAUUUGUUCAUUAUUAUUGACAUUUCCUAUCUAAGAUCUAAAAAUUAGCUAACUGUAACAUUGCUUGGGAGUUUAUUUAUACUUGAAAAAAUAUAUGAUCUUUGUUCCUACAUUUGAUGUAUUUUAUGGAAAUUAAUAAUUUAAAUUGUUUGGUAAUAGCAAUUAUCAACUCUGUGUCACUACAAAUCUGUGUAACCUGCCCCCUUAGACAUUUAGCUGUUUAUUUCCUAAUACACAAUAUAAGAAUAAAAUUUAUUAAAGUAAAGUAGCAAGAAUAAAAUUUCCAAAAGUA